CUCGUCGUGGUUGGCGGCGGCGCCAUUUUGAAUUGGCUGAGGGUCGGAGGCGGUUGCUGCCGAACCGGACUCCGCGGCUCUCGAGAAAAUCACCGAGAAAGGAGGGAGGUCUGAAUAUGGCAGCGAAUAGGAACUUGAAGCAAGUGCGGAUCGAGAACAGCUCCCCAGCCGCGCCGCUGGGCAUGGUAGGGGGUGGUGGCGGCAACCUGAAGGGGUUGCGGGGCCUAGAAACGGAGAAUGAGGCAGCGGCGGCCAUGGCGCUAGUGCCGAGCAAAGAAGGUGGAGAUGAAGAGCAAGAGGUCGGGUUCACCAUCGAUAUCAAAAGCUUUCUCAAACCUGGCGAGAAGAGCUACACGCAGCGCUGCCGGCUCUUCGUGGGGAAUCUGCCUACUGAUAUCACCGAGGAAGAUUUCAAGCGGCUCUUCGAGCGUUAUGGGGAGCCCAGCGAGGUCUUCAUUAAUCGGGACCGUGGAUUUGGCUUCAUUCGCCUGGAAUCUAGGACACUGGCUGAAAUAGCAAAGGCAGAACUUGAUGGUACUAUUUUGAAGAGCAGACCACUUCGAAUUCGAUUUGCUACACAUGGAGCUGCCCUAACAGUCAAGAAUCUUUCACCUGUGGUUUCUAAUGAGCUGCUGGAACAGGCAUUCUCUCAAUUUGGGCCAGUGGAAAGAGCUGUUGUUGUAGUAGAUGAUCGUGGCAGAGCUACAGGAAAAGGUUUUGUAGAGUUUGCAGCCAAACCUCCAGCACGGAAGGCUCUAGAAAGAUGCAGUGAUGGAGCAUUCUUGCUAACAACAACACCUCGACCUGUUGUUGUAGAACCAAUGGAGCAAUUUGAUGAUGAAGAUGGUCUACCAGAGAAGCUAAUGCAAAAAACACAACAGUAUCACAAGGAAAGAGAACAGCCUCCACGCUUUGCUCAGCCGGGAACAUUUGAGUUUGAGUAUGCUUCACGGUGGAAGGCUCUUGAUGAGAUGGAAAAGCAACAGCGGGAACAGGUUGACAGGAACAUUAGAGAAGCCAAAGAGAAACUAGAGGCAGAAAUGGAAGCAGCUAGACAUGAGCAUCAGCUAAUGCUGAUGAGGCAAGAUCUCAUGCGACGCCAAGAAGAAUUGAGGCGUUUGGAAGAACUUAGAAAUCAAGAACUUCAAAAGCGCAAGCAGAUACAAUUGAGACAUGAAGAAGAACAUCGACGUCGUGAAGAAGAGAUGCUGCGCCAGAGGGAGCAGGAGGAAUUACGACGGCAGCAGGAGGGAGGAUUUAAGCCAAAUUUCAUGGACAAUAGAGAACAGGAAAUGAGAAUGGGUGAUAUGGGCCCUCGUGGAGCAAUAAACAUGGGAGAUGCGUUUAGCCCAGCACCUGCUGGUAACCAAGGCCCUCCUCCAAUGAUGAGUAUGAAUAUGAACAACAGAGGAACUUUACCUGGCCCUGCAAUGGGUCCUGGUCCUUCCAUGGGACCAGAAGGAGCUGCAAAUAUGGGAACACCAAUGAUGCCAGAUAAUGGAACAGUGCAUAAUGAGAGAUUUCCUCAAGGAGGUCCAUCACAGAUGGGUUCACCUUUGGUUAGUAGAACGGGCUCUGAAACUCCUCAACCUCCAAUGAGUGGUGUAGGUGCCGUGAGUGGUGGACCUGGUGGCUUUGGUAGAGGAAACCCGGGGGGCAACUUUGAAGGACCUAACAAGCGUCGCAGAUACUAAAGCAUAUUUCAUUCCUUACUGUUUAGAAAUUCCAGUAAAACUAUACAAUGAUAUGCCUUUAUAAUUUUAGCUGUUUUCUGGAAACGGUUUUAUUGUUAUUGUAGUCUUUAAAACAGUUUCUUUUGUAAAACUUUUUUUGUAUUCAGUCAUAGGCUUUGUAGUAUAGAGCAGAAAUGAUGCAGAUCGUUAUGUAAGGCAAUGUGUUUGUGACUAGCAAAAUACAAUGUGUGACUAUGCUGUAAAACGUGCAGUUAUCUGAUUACAAUAAAAUAUAAAAAUCGCUUGAAAGGAUUUUGGGAACGUUAUUACUAAUACUGGGUGAGAAAAAUUUUAUGCUUAAUUGUAAGUGACAUUUUCAUUCUUAUGUAGUUUUUACUGUAUUUCAAGAGAGUUCCAUUCUUAAUAGUGAAUCUGUUUAGCUAGACUGCAUGUUGCGGUACAUACUAUGAACAAUUUAUAACACAAAUGGUUUUGUUUUGACUUUUGAAGAGCAUCAAGUUUUAUACAAAGUGUUCUCAAGGAUAUUGUGUCUUUGCAUCUCAGUCUCUCUUUGCAAACUUAGUCACAGUAGGCUUAUCAACAAGAGUAUGUUUGUUACUCAAAUUAUGAUAAAAUUAAUGUGUAGGGGGGAAGCCACUUUGGAAGAGGAAUCUGUAUGUAUGCUUUAUUCAUAACAGUAUGAAUGCAUUUACCUGAAUCAUACUUCUACAGAAGAAUAAUGUUGCGAUAUCUAUGUGUUCUACUGAUCGUUCAAGUAUCUUGCCAUUGCAAGGAAGGAGACAUUUGUGCAAACUGGUUUAAAGCUUUCCACUGUGUAAUGCAUCAUUAUAAGCAUAUAUUUCUCCCAGUGGUUGGUUUGAAUAGAAUUUAAUUGUUCUCAGUGAUUAACUAUUUAAUUAGGAGACAUAUACAUGUUUUCCAGUUUAAGUAGCUGUUCACUUGUAGUAGAGUAAUACAGAUUUAGAAGGCAGGAUGAUGAAUUUGAAAAGUAACUGUUUGCAACACAACUCGGGCUAGAUUUGCUGAUUGAGUCCUAAGGUAAAACUGAUGAUGAAGUUAUUAGGAACCUUAUGAUUCAGAUUUUGUUGGUUAUGGAAGAUGAUGGAAAAGACCUAUUGGUUCUAUUCCUAUAAUAACAAGAAAUUUUUGGUUGCUGUUGUGUUUUUCCU
Molecule: messenger RNA, 2863 nt
Organism: Colius striatus (speckled mousebird)
Lineage: Eukaryota; Metazoa; Chordata; Aves; Coliiformes; Coliidae
Gene: PSPC1
Product: paraspeckle component 1
Exons: 9
Coding region: 117-1694 (525 amino acids)
Biological process (GO): regulation of DNA-templated transcription
Cellular component (GO): nucleus
Molecular function (GO): RNA binding
Source: RefSeq, a predicted model, not a curated record